This is a messenger RNA of Myotis myotis, 3354 nucleotides long. Its product is annotated as collagen alpha-1(I) chain-like. The transcript is spliced from 3 exons. The record is from RefSeq and is a predicted model, not a curated record. Bases 1 to 1323 code for a protein of 440 amino acids. NCBI's taxonomy places the organism in Eukaryota, Metazoa, Chordata, Mammalia, Chiroptera, Vespertilionidae.
AUGGGGUGCGGAGGGCCACAGGGAGCCCGGGGGAGCGCACAGGCCCAGCUUCCUGCAGGCACAGUUUCCCUUUCUGCUGCCACCCCUGCCGGCAGCCCAGAGCCAGGCCGCAGGCCCAGGUGUCAGGACCCAAGUCCCCUCUGCCCUGUGACCUGCAGCUCAGCAGAGCAGAGAACCAAGAGGGACGGAGCGGGGCUGGAGGCCGACGCCUGGGAGCCAGGCCUGCGGUGCCAGGAGGCGGAGGGCAGGCCGAGGCCCAGGCCCCGGGGGGGUGAGGGCCGAGCCGGAGCCUGGGCGCCAUGCUGCUCCUCUCAGGGGGCAGCAGGCCUGGGCCUGAGCGAGGGGAGGUUCCCGCCCGAACGGUGCCCACGGGACCUGCGUCUGUACCGGAGGACAGAGCCGGUUCCUGCCAACCUCCAGGGACUGCGCGUGAGCUGGCCCGGCCCGGCCUGCCCACCGGCCGGCGAUGGGAGGGGCGUGGCGGCCGCAUCAGGUGUCCGGACGGACUCCCGGGAGGGUGGGAGCCCAGGUUCCCGGCUCCUGGAGGCUCCUGAGCUCUGGGCCGCGGCUCCCGGCCUGGCUGCCUCCCCCGGGCCUCCUGGAGGUGGGCGCCCGGGCUGGCGGGUGGGAGACCCCAGCGCCAGGCGGGGAGGCCAGGGCCCUGGAGCUGGUGGGUGGGCGGCAGGGGCUGGCUGCUCACCUCUCCCCUCCUCCUGCCUCCUGCGUCACGCAGCCCCGUGGCGGGUGCAGCUGGGGCAGAGCAGUCAGAUCUGGCUGGGACCUGCCCAGAACCGGCCCGGGGAGGGCGGGAGCUUCCUGAUCCUGGGAGCGCGGGCAACUGCGGGCGGCUGGGGGAGAGCAGCACCAGCCCCGGCCCCGCCUCCUCCAGGGCACGCAGCUGUGGCCGAGUGGCCAACCUGCCCACUGAGCCGCACCAGCCCCCUGAGUCCCCCGGGCCCCACACCCAGCCCCCGGCAUCCACAGCCUCUGCCCCUCAGAGAAGCUCCUGGCGGGGCCAGGCUGAUCCGGGAGGACGUGAGGGCUCUGGGGGGCGCUGGGGAGGAGGGCUCCCUGGAGGAGGCACCGCCUCCCCGGAGCCUUCCGGAUGGAUGCACAGAGCCUUUUCUAGAACCUCCGGCCGCUGGGCCGCAGCUGGGAGUCCAGGAAGGAGCAGGACGGACGUCGCAGCCGGGAGAGGCCUCGAACCCGCGCACCCUCUGCACCGAGCUCCGCCUCGCCUGCCCGGCGCCUCCCUCGCUGGACGGCGGCUUCAGGAGCCCGGCCCCAUGGUUUCCGCGGGGCCAGCCGCCCGACAUCCCCUGAGUUUCAGCGGCGGCACCACCUCUGCUCGGGGCACUGGGGCCUGGGGGGCCGGGGGACCUCCUACCCUAGGGCGUCGGGGCCGCGCUCACAGUUUGCAAACCGCAGCAGCAUGAGGGACCGUCCUCGGGCUCUGCCCAAGUCGUGGCCCUGAGCCGCCUGCACCCCUGAGUCCUGCCAGGCACCCUGCCCCCCGGCUUACUCGCCUAUUUCUGCCCCCACCCACUGGCCGGAAGCCCCUGAGGGGAGGGCUCCCGAGGUCCCGGGAGAUAGGCUGGCUGGACGGGUGGGCACGGGUGAGGACACAGGCCAGACACCCCCAGUCCAGGCCCCAGUUUGACAGCCGAGGGGGCUGCGGGCACUCGGCCAGCUGUGCAGCCAGCCCCGCUGGGCCGGCCGCUCCAUGACUCCCCUUGACAAGGGCCUUGUCCUCGUCAGCCUCAGUGUCCCCAUCUGUGAAAUAGGACGCUUGCUCAUCGGAUACUUGUGAGGAUGGACUGAGAAUUCACACAGGGGCCCGGCACGGGCUGCCGGGCACAGAGAAGGCUGCCUGGCACAGCUGGUUCUAACCAGCGCCCGCCUGGGCCGGAGCCGGGCCCAUGUGCAGCGGGCCGGGGGCGGGCUGAGCGUCAGACUCUGUGCCAGGCUCCUCUGAACCCGCAUUGUCCCAGCUGCUUAUUAUGCAAACCCUGCUCCAUCCGCUCCCACGGUCCCCGGGGCCGCGCGUCGCUGGGCAGCGCCUGGCUGGUGGCGAGCUCUCCCGGCAUCCCUGGGCCCCACGGAUGCGCCGUUUCCAUCACAGGCAGCUGGACGGGUCUGCGUGCUGGGCCGGGCCCUGCCCACCCCUCUGGGCUGGAGGGAGAGACGGCGGCUGGUGUGGGUGAGGCUGCCUCCGGGGAGCGGGCCUGUGCCGGCCACUGUGGACAUGGCCUUUGAACCUCAUCAGAAGCCUCACCGAAGAGAAGGCCAAGGCACAGAGAGGGAAAGCCAGUGGCCCGAGGAUACAUGGCCAGGAAGAGGCCGGGGCGCAGCCUGGCUCCAAAGCCCACAGGCCUGCCCUCGGCCGGCACCGCUGCCGCCCCGCCCAUCCCUCUAGCUGUGGGUGCCGUUGGCAGGGAGUGGCCGGGGUGGGAAAGCCGCUGCCAGCAGAAGGGAUCCGGCCACCGGCACCCUGGGCGCGCUCCCUGGAGCCCAGCAAGGGCUGCUGCCUCUGGCCUCUGGCUGCCCUCCAGCACCACGGAGGCCCCUCCUGGCCCCAUCCUCCCAGACUCCCCCUCCCCGUCCACCUCCCCCUCACAUCCCAGGGCCUGGGAGCCUCUGACUCCCCCUCUUGGGCCCCUGCCCGGCCCGGGCCUGCCCACCAGCCCUCACCACCCCCCUCCCAGCCGCGGGUGGUGGCACCUGCAUCCCCUCCUCGGGCACAGGAUCCGGGCCCUGAGCUGGACCCUCCGGGCAUCGGGGCAUCGGGGCUUUCCAGGUGCAGCCGCCCCCCUGCGCCCCCCCCCCUCCCCCCGGGGCCGGAGCCGGGACCCAGCCCUCAGCCCCAGUGUGAGGGGCUCAGGGCCUGUGCAAGGCCCCUCCCUCCUGGGCUCCCUCCUUCCCAGGCUCCUCCUCACCCCAAACCUGGGGUGCCCCUGCCCGGGUUCCAGCUGCACCCCACUGCCCACCGUCAUGGCACGACCAGCCCACAGCUGUGCAGGUCCCGUGUCUGCACCUGCUGUGGGCGGCGGGAGGUGGACCCCAGGGCUCCCUUCGGCUGUAGGCUCAUUUGGGGGAGGGUAGCGGCCGAUGGGGAGAGUGGGGCACACAUGUCCCUCAGGCCUGCUUGCCUAGGUGACAGCCCCCCCCAGCACCUAGGGGUGCUGCUCCCCAGGCCAAGCUCCUGCCGGGAAUGGCUGUGUGGGGCCCAGCUCCCUGCCCAGAGUGGGAGCCAGGGUUUCCACGUUGGCAUGGGAGGCGCUGAGCCCAGGUUCUGAGUGUGUGCCCCUCGCGGUCCCCCAGGCCCAGGCCCAGGCUGGGCAGGCGGGGGGGCAG